Phyllopteryx taeniolatus (common seadragon) is the source of this 1668-nucleotide messenger RNA. Its product is annotated as gastrula zinc finger protein XlCGF57.1-like. Lineage: Eukaryota; Metazoa; Chordata; Actinopteri; Syngnathiformes; Syngnathidae. The transcript is spliced from 2 exons. Gene Ontology annotation, biological process: regulation of transcription by RNA polymerase II. Gene Ontology annotation, molecular function: RNA polymerase II cis-regulatory region sequence-specific DNA binding; DNA-binding transcription factor activity. Bases 144 to 1448 code for a protein of 434 amino acids. The record is from RefSeq and is a predicted model, not a curated record.
UUCGCCUAUAUUCAGCAAAUUGGCUAAUAAUAUAACCCACGAAUACAUUAAACAGAUUUCUUGAAUACAUUUUUAUCCGGCAAGUAGACGAUACAAACACUGUCUAUUAUCGUUGCGUACCGUGCCACUAUACAUGACGUCAUAUGUGUGCGACGCACCACAACCCCCCCCCCCGAGGAAAUACAGGGAGGCAGUUUAGUAAUCGCUACGGCGUUAAAAUGUGUAAAGUCCGAAUGCUGCGGACGUUGGUGAAGCAGCGACUGAACGUGGCCGUCGAGGAGAUAUUUGAACUGCUCGAGAGGACGAUCACGGAGUACGAGGAGGAACUUUGUCGAAGCAAAGAGGAGAACGAGCGACAACGCGAACUAUUGGACGCUGUUCUCAAGCCUCAGGUUGGGCUACGCAGCGCAGACAUCCAGCAGGUGUUGGCGGAGAGUCAAGAUGAGGUUCCCUCUGACCACGAGCGGCAAGAGUGGGGCUCCAAUGUGCACGUUAAAGAAGAAGAGGAGGAGGAGGUCAUGUGGGGCGGACAGGACGUCGCCGCCGUCACAUCGAUUGGCGUCCCUGUGACGAGUGAAGGGGACCGAGCUCCAGCCUCACCGCUUCGACACAGUGAGGAGACCAGAGGCGGCGGCUCAAGUCAACACCGUGGUGGAUCCCGACCAGAGAAGUCAGCUACGGAAGACAGGAUGUCACAUUCUUCUGACGACGACACCAGAAAGACUAAUAAGAGCUCACACGGCGAUGCCAGUCCGUUUAUCUGCUCUGACUGCGGGAAGACAUUCGUCCAGAAGUUCACUUUGAACAGACACAUGAGGAUACACACGGGAGAAAAACCUUUCGGCUGCACGGUUUGCGCUCGGAGCUUCUCGAGGAAGUCGGAAAUGACCGCGCACGUGUUGUCGCACACGGGUGAGAAACCUUUCAAGUGCGCCGUGUGCGCCAAAACGUUCUCGGUGAAGAAAUACAUGAUGGCACACAUGAGGACGCAUUCCGGAGAGAAACCUUUCACCUGCUCGGUUUGUGCGAAAGGUUUCUCCACGAAAGCGCAUUUGAAGAUACACACCAGGACGCACACCGGAGACAAACCUUUCAGCUGCGAAGUCUGCCACAGAAACUUCACGAGGAAAACCGAGAUGAUGACUCACAUGGCCACGCACACGGGCGAGAAGCCUUUCGACUGUUCCGUUUGCGCCAAACGUUUCUCGGCCAAGAAAUAUCUGAUGAUGCACGUGAAAAGACACACGGCGGGGAAACCUUUUACUUGUCCUGCGUGCGCUAAAAACUUCUCCAGCAAAGCUUAUGUCAUGAUACACAUGAGGACGCACACCGGGGAGAGACUGUUCGGCUGCGACGCGUGCGAUCAAACAUUCACGUUUAAAAGCCAGCUCGACAGCCACGUGUGUACUGGGGACAAAAAGAGCAAUAACGACAGUUUGGGACUUUGAAUGUUUUGCUCAAAUGCAUAUUAGACACUUUGUGAUAAACUCUGUAGUCGUAUUAAGGGUGCAUCUCAAUACAGUGGUACCUUGACUUACAAGUGACCAGACUUGUGAGUUUUUCAUGAUGUGAGCCAUCGCCUUUGUUUGAUGGUUUUUGCUUUGACUCGUGAGCUGAAUUGCCACUCACUCUUGAAGUUUACUGACAAACUAAACAAAACAAAGAGAA